UUUCUCCGGUUCUCGAUAGAUGGCGAUAAAAACGUACGUCGUUAACUCGGAGUAGCUGCAAGCGGUAGGAAGGUGUAUCGUUUUUCGGUGUCAAAGAAGACGAAUGUCUCGAGAAGAAAAUAUUUGCUCGUUUUCUGGAAGACGAACGUGUUUGCCGUCCGUGUGUCGCGUGAUCGAUUCGAGAAAGGAGCGGACGCGUGGCGCGAUAAAUUUCGCUGCUCGGUAAUUUCUGGCCGAUCGCAUCGUGCGAGUUUGUCUCACCUAACCUCAAAGUUUGCUUCGAAUUGGCGACGAAACCGGUCGAUCGACGGCACAUCGUACGUGUUUCGUUAGGAUCGCGACGAUACGUUCGUAGCCGGACGAGGAAGGCGUAAAUAAGGGAAGGAAGGAAUCGAUCGAUCGCAGCGAUAACGGUCGCGCCGUGAAAGCUUUGCCCCGAAAGUCCGAUGACGAAAAUGGGUUCGCAGCAAAGUCCAGCCGCGUUGCAGUCGACGGUGGAUCGCGAGAAGGUUUACGCCUGGAUAAUCGAAUUGUCGAAUUCGGAGACGAGGGAGAACGCGUUGCUGGAACUUAGCAAGAAACGGGAGGUCGUGCCCGAUUUGGCUCCGAUGCUUUGGCAUUCGUUCGGAACGAUCGCGUCGCUGCUUCAAGAGAUAAUAAACAUAUAUCCGGCUAUCAAUCCGGCCACUCUAACCGCGUAUCAGAGCAAUCGAGUGUGCAACGCGUUGGCUCUGUUGCAGUGCGUUGCCAGUCACCCGGAAACCAGAUCCUCGUUUCUGCAGGCUCACGUGCCGCUGUUCUUAUAUCCGUUUCUACACACGGUCAGCAAGACCCGUCCGUUCGAGUAUCUUCGAUUGACCAGCUUGGGAGUGAUAGGAGCUUUGGUAAAGACCGACGAGCAAGAGGUGAUUACGUUCUUGCUCACUACGGAGAUCAUCCCGCUUUGCUUACGCAUCAUGGAAAGCGGCUCCGAAUUAAGCAAGACGGUGGCUACGUUCAUCCUGCAGAAGAUUUUGCUCGACGAUAGCGGUCUUUCCUACAUCUGCCAAACGUACGAUCGAUUCAGUCACGUUGCCAUGAUUUUAGGAAAGAUGGUGUUAUCCUUGGCCAAAGAUCCUUCCGCCAGGCUGUUGAAGCACGUGGUCAGAUGUUAUCUCAGACUGUCGGACAAUCCAAGGGCGUUGCUGGCGCUCAGACAGUGUUUACCGGAUCAGCUGAGGGACAACACGUUCGCCACUUGCCUGCAAGAGGACGCAUCCACGAAACACUGGUUGAAUCAGCUUUUGAAGAAUUUAGAGACCGGCCCUCAACCCGUGCCACCGGCGCAACCGGGUCAACAGGAUCCUAGAACUAUCGGCUUGUCGCCACUUGCUUCUUAAACCGUGGUCGCCUUCCAGAGUCGAGGCGAAACACGGAAACGCGAUCGUCGGUUACGACACCGCACGUCUGUCGGACGGCAGAGUGUCGGGCGAGCGAUAGAUCCGGAUACGAAAUGGAUCGUCGUCCCGUGUUGCCCCGUGGGACACGAUGCGGGAUUACCACCGCGACGAGCGGUAGGAAACUCGAUGCGACGGUGAAAUCUAAAAGCAGACGGAGAAACGACGAAGCGUUGCCAUUGGUGAAAGAAGAGGGAUCGUGGCGUUCACGGACACGGAAUCCAUAGUCUCCGAUCGAAAUGGUAGGAGAAACCGUGGCCGUGUUCUUCUUCCGCAUACUUUUUUUCCUUCUCUACUUUCCCCUUUCGCUUCCUCCUUGCGUAGCUUUUACCCCAAUCUCGACGAACGCCCUCUACGCUUGUAAUUAUUCUUUGUACAAAGGUUGUAAAUGGAAAAUACAAAAAAAUAUACGUGUGUA
Molecule: messenger RNA, 1854 nt
Organism: Bombus impatiens (common eastern bumble bee)
Lineage: Eukaryota; Metazoa; Arthropoda; Insecta; Hymenoptera; Apidae
Gene: Rcd-1
Product: CCR4-NOT transcription complex subunit 9
Exons: 3
Coding region: 447-1379 (310 amino acids)
Biological process (GO): mRNA catabolic process; negative regulation of translation
Cellular component (GO): P-body; CCR4-NOT core complex; CCR4-NOT complex
Source: RefSeq, a predicted model, not a curated record